CUAAAAAUGUAAAUAAAUAAAAGUGAUUGUUUUGAUGAAAGUUGUUCUGUGAAAAAUUGAGAAAAAUGGACGAAAAACCAGGACAAAAGGCACUGAUUGCAGUGAAAGAGUUAAAGAAGAGUGUUGUACCCUUUAAAGUUCCUAAAGUGCCUAAAGAGAAGGUUGAGAAAGCCAAAAUUCUCACAGAAGAACGAUAUGUUGAGGAAUUGGGCAAAAUAAUACAAAGGGACUUUUUCCCGGACUUGGAAAAGCUAAAAGCACAAAAUCAGUACCUGGAUGCCCUGGAGAAGAAUGAUACAGCCAAGUUGAGGGAAUUGUAUGAGAAAUACAGUGGCAGGAGACCCAAUCAAACAGGAUCCGAGAGUCCAGCCACCUUUGAGACACCUAUCAAUCGUCCAGAUAGCACACCACAGGUGAAUAGUAGUCGUCUAUCAACUCCCGGACCAAGUGGCUCAAUCCGGGAACGGAUGAACAGUGAAAAUGAUGAGAAGAUCACAGAAGGACAUAGUUUGGACUCAUUCCUGGACACAUAUACAAGUGAGGAUAAUCAGAGUUUUCACGAGAUCAUUGAGAAGGCCGAUCAGAAGUUGCGACAGAAGUUUGAGGUGCUGUACACGCAGGAGAAAGUGCAGGCGCUGGAAAUGGCCAAGAGGUUAGCUCUCCCCCCAAUUGAGGAUCAAUUCAAUGCGCAGGAGGAAGGGGUGAAGAAGGUGGAUAUGUGGACGUAUAAGAAUAAAAACUACAUUAUGUACGUUCCGGAUGGGGUUGAGCUCAGUAGGGAGGAGCAAAUUGAGAUGGCGCAGAAGAAGCAGGAAGUUGUGCAUGGGAAUACGCGACUCAGUGAAAAUCCUUUCAAUGAUCAACAGAGUCGUGAAGCAAUCACUCAAAUGGCUAAAAAUCAGCAACACGUACUCGAUGGGAAGGUAGAUGUGGAUGGGAAUAUCCUUUCCAAGGAAGCCACACCGCAAGUUCGGGGUUUUAGCUUCGUCCGGACCCCUUCUCCACAUCCGGGUGUCAAUGAGAGUCCCCUCAUGACUUGGGGAGAGAUUGAGGGGACCCCCUUUCGUCUAGACGGUGGUGAUACACCGCUUCAUCUCACAAACACUCCCGCCUUUCGUAUUGCCGAAACACCCCGUCGCGAGGCAAUUGCCCUGGAAUUGGCUGAACGAGCUGGCGAACGUCUCCGUGGGCAGAAGGCGCGUGCCAUUGAGGCGGCACGUCGGAACAUCGCCUCACCAUAUGGACGAUCAGCAAUGGAACGCUUGGCUAGUAUGUCCCCAGCUGCAAAACGUCUCGCAUCCUCACGCUUUGGCCUUACACCAUCUCCAGCGAGAAAGGGAACUCCGACGCCCAGAAUAUCGCAUCACAAGGCCACUCCAUCGCCGCUAAUUAGAAAAAAGACCCCUCGUCCAUCACCAAAAGCCUCCCAAUCAUCUUCCAAAUCACCCGAAGAGCAAAUUCUCACUGAUGAUCUGCUGAAUAUUCCCACAAAUAUUAAGAAGAGGACCAAAGCGGCGGAUUUCUUUUGAAAUAGAAAUGAAAUAUCUUUGUAUAAAGAGAAUGUAGAAAUUUAAUAUAAAAAAACCAGGUUUUAAAGAAAA
This is a messenger RNA of Lutzomyia longipalpis, 1601 nucleotides long. RefSeq names its product splicing factor ESS-2 homolog (gene Es2). The transcript is spliced from 2 exons. The record is from RefSeq and is a predicted model, not a curated record. Gene Ontology annotation, cellular component: catalytic step 2 spliceosome. NCBI's taxonomy places the organism in Eukaryota, Metazoa, Arthropoda, Insecta, Diptera, Psychodidae. Bases 66 to 1529 code for a protein of 487 amino acids.